AUGGACGACGAACAGCCAGCGGCGGUAUCGCAUCCGAACCCGAAUGCGACAUUUCAAGAUUCUAUAUCCGACGAGCAUCACACCGAGCCUGGCCUAACGUCACCACUGAGUUCAUCGCCUCCCGACCCAACAAUCCUUGACACGCCCAGCUUGAUUGCAACAACACCUAAAAGCCCCAAGCUAUCGAGACAUCCUUCCUUCUCUGGUAGCAGCUCUUAUCACGAUGACUGGGAUUCGCUCCCACCCCUGGAUCGCCUGACGGUCCUAGACCUCUUGGACAACUUCGCAUUGCCACAGCAGCUGGAAAAACUUCAGAAGGGUAUUUCUGCUCAGACUGACAAAGUACGCCGGUCCAGAGACGCGCUGAAAUCAAAAACUCAAACUGCACGUCAUCGAAUGGUCGAAGAAUGGAGGCGCCGGGUACCUUCUGCCGACGAACAGUUUGAUCGAUAUCGAAAGCGAAUGAGGCAGCGCGUCGACAAGCUUGGCAGGCAAUGGAACGACACGAAAGCCAUCAGCUUGCGCGAGAAGAUAUCCUUCAUUUGUGGAGUUAUGAACAUCUUCAUUAGUGGCUAUCUCAUCGGCGGCUAUCCAGAAUAUUUUCAUCUGUGGUACACUGUUCAGCUCGUGUAUUUCAUGCCCAUUCGCAUGUUUACAUACCACCGUCGUGGCUACCAUUAUUUCCUUGCCGAUCUUUGUUACUUUGUCAAUGUGCUUCUCAUGCUCAGUUUAUGGGCGUUCCCUUCCUCAAAGAGACUUUUUACCGCCGCUUUUUGCCUUGCAUUCGGCAACAACGCAGUCGCCAUCAUUAUGUGGCGAAACUCUCUCGUAUUCCACAGCUUCGACAAGGUUACGUCGCUAUUCAUCCACAUCAUGCCCUGUGCUACAUUGCACUGUCUGGUUCAUCUCUACCCAGAGGACAAGCUGCAAGGUCGCUUUCCAGCUAUCUGGGCAAUCAAAACAGCAAAGCCCGGCUCGGCGACUGCUUACGCUAACAUCGUAUCUAUGCUGGCGUGGAGCACCAUCCCAUACGCCCUCUGGCAACUCAGCUACUACUUCUUCAUUACAGUCCGCCGAAGAGAAAAGAUCGCCGCCGGUCGGCCGACAUCAUUUACUUGGCUUCGCCGUUCAUAUGCCAGGACUUGGAUCGGGAAAAUUGUUCUAUCGAUGCCCAGCACGUUACAGGAGCCCACCUUCAUGAUGAUUCAGUACGUGUAUGCUGUUCUCACUAUGUUACCGUGCCCUCUUUGGUUUAUUAGCCGCUAUGCAUCGACUCUCUUCCUCUUGGUAGUAUUUGCCUGGAGCAUAUAUAAUGGCUCUACGUAUUACAUCGAUGUCUUCGGCAAGCGGUUUCAAAAAGAGCUCGAGGCCAUGAAGACGGAAGUAGUCAAAUGGCAGACCUCACCAGAGCUCAUGCUCACAUCCCCCUUGAUGCAGCCCCAAACAGAAAGUGUGGUCAUUGAUCCCCAACCCAAGAAGGCUACCGGUACGCCUAGUUUUGAGCCCAGUGCUCAAACUGCGAGGGAUGCGAUGGCUAGAACAACAAGCCUCGACCGCAUCCCGCUUCUUGAUGAUUACACCACCGCAAAUUCAACUGGUUUUGAUGGUGGAGCGCGAGAUGUGGCUCGCGAGAGAAAGUCUACCGAGUGA
Molecule: messenger RNA, 1650 nt
Organism: Beauveria bassiana ARSEF 2860
Lineage: Eukaryota; Fungi; Ascomycota; Sordariomycetes; Hypocreales; Cordycipitaceae
Product: F-box protein
Exons: 1
Coding region: 1-1650 (549 amino acids)
Biological process (GO): phosphatidylcholine biosynthetic process
Source: RefSeq, a predicted model, not a curated record